Styela clava is the source of this 815-nucleotide messenger RNA. The record is from RefSeq and is a predicted model, not a curated record. Lineage: Eukaryota; Metazoa; Chordata; Ascidiacea; Stolidobranchia; Styelidae.
GGUAAAAUUUGCGAACGUGAAGCUUGCAUGCCAUCAAGUUGCCAUGGCGGAGGGAAUUGUUCACAGACUACUGAUGGAGAAAUUGUAUGCGACUGCAGAUUCAAUCGUGCUGGGAAAUACUGUGAAUAUACUUGUACAUUCGAUAUCGAAAAAUUUAGUGGUCGUUCAUGUUCGCGAGCAGAAAUAUGCGUGAUUGGAAACGACGGAGAAGAGACAUGCAGAUGCGAGGAUCACGUCUCAGGCAGCCAUUGCAUGAUGUCAACAGAUGUCAAGAACGAAUGCGAACAACCAAAUAUAUGUAACAACCGUGGAAAAUGUCUUGAACGGACGUACGGUUACAACUGCCGAUGCAAUUCCUAUUCAUCCGGAAAAAACUGCGAAAUAUUAGACGAGUGCAUACGGAGCUAUGAUAAUACAUGUCACGAAUACGGUGGCAGAUGCGUCGAUUUGCCAAAAGGUUACAAAUGCAUUAAUUGCCCACAAGGACAAACCGGGGACAAAUAUCAAUACAAAAAAGAUCCAUGCAGUGUCAGUUGUUAUGAUGCAACCAUGGAAGUGAGUUGUGACAUGAGAUUCUUAAGCUCCAAACUAAAGCAAAUUCCGAUUUAUCUCAACAUCAAAAAUAACGAUUGCAAAUUAUAUAACUAUGGCAGGACGGCUACCAAACAAUUCUCAUAUAAUGAUUGUGGAACAAAGAUGCAGGUUGGUAAAAAUUGAAAUAAUUGUAAAAUCUAUAGAAGUCAUAUUCGUUUGCCAUCGAUUCUCAAAGCAGCUAGCUACCCAAGACGUGCAAUAACAACCAAAUGCGUUCUGUU